GGGGCACAGCGCUGGUUGGGGGGCAGGGGGUCUCUGCACCCUCCUUCCCUCCGAGCUGUCUCCCACUUUCAGCCAGCUGGGGGGGGAGGAAUGGGACAGUGAUUUCCCCUUGUUUCUCUGGAGCCGUGAGCAGCCCGGGUGGGCAGAGGAAUGCCCCCCCUUCCUCAGAUUAGGUGGGGAGCACUCUGUGCCUCAGCAAGCGCACCCAGCUUUUCCUUCUCCAGUCUGGACAUCUCCAUCCAAGCGACCUGUCUGUCUGUCCCAGUCUCCAUCUGUCCCCUCCCCCUCUCUGCUCUAUCCCCAAGGCCUCUGUCCUCGCUUCCCCUUGCUCAGCACAUCGUCCUCCGCCCACUGGGGUGAAAGUCCGGGCUGGGCCCCGUUAUCAGCUUCUGAGCAGGGUGAAGUGGGGGCGAAGGUCCUGAUGGGAAGGAGGGAUGAUAGCCAAGGAGGGCCGAUGGCCAAGGAGGCAGUGCAGGGGGAUGGGCGAGCAGGUGGCCAGCAGCUCCUCCAGAGCCUGGGCCCACACCCCAGAGAUGGAGAGGGGAUGAAUGGGGGGCUGGGGAUGUGGGGAUGUAUGUGUGAUGUAUUUAGCCUGUGGCACCCAGGACCAUAGUGUUACCCACCAGCCCUGGACCCCCAGAGCAGACAGACUCCCCACUGCCAGAUCUGGCCAGGGAGCCGGAGCUGAGGGGCUGGCUUGCCCUCUGUCCAUCUGUCCCGUUCAUUCCACCUCUCUUUCCCUCUAUCUCCUUCUUGUUUUCUUCUCCGUGUUCCUGGCUGUGGGCUGGGUAGGGGAGGAGUCUGCCAGCUUCUCAUGGGAGGGAGCCGGUGUGUUAAGUGGGAGCGAGGGAGUGAGAAAGAGGGCCACAGAGGAAGAGAAGGUACCCACGCCUGCUUGCCUGUCCGUAGGCAGGCUUGGGCACAGAUUUGUGGGUGGACUGCUGGCCUGGCUGCCAGUAGGAGCGAGCAGAGGGAGCCAGAAGGAGGGAGCAAGAAAACCACGGAGGGGAGAGAGAGCACUCAGCCGGAACAGAGGAAGGAGAAAAUCCACGAGGGACGAGUACAAGGCAUCUGAUCCAAGGAUCCCCCUUGGAAGGAAGGAGAGUGACAAUCCUAAGUGGAGGGAGAGCAAGAAAACUCUGAGGGGGAAAGUAGGAGCAAAGCGGGGGGUCGGGGGGGGGGGCGGAGAAAAUACCCCCGGGGAAGAGAAAAUACUCUGCUAGAAGAAGGGAACAAGAAAAUCCCACAGGGAGGAGUGUGGGGCAGGGGACUGCCUGAGGAGCACAGAGCCAGAGAGCACAGCAAGGGAAGGAAAGGAGGAAACGGAGCGAGAUUAAACCGGUCUGGAGUUUCGACGCAGUUCCCUCUCCCCUCCUCCGCUGGGGGCAACUUCACAGAAGAGGGGAACGAGUAAACAAGUUGGAGGGACGAGUGUACAGAUUGGAGACCAGGAAGGGAGAAGGGGCUGACUCCGAACCAGCCGGCUCAGCACCAGGGCACCAGGGGAUUAGACCAGAGCACCUAGGACUUGGGCUGGCUGGAAGGAUUGGUCCACGGGUGCAAGCCAGCCUGAGCCGGACUGAUUCUAUUGACCCAGUGCUAAGACCCGAGAGGCAGAGCCCUGCCAGGGUCUGAGGCCCAGAGCCCAGAAGCUGCCCCCGAGUCCAGAACCAACGAGCCGAAGCAGCCCCAGUGUCCCACAAGCCUCAGCACUGCUCAGCCCCAGUGUGGUCCAGGUCCACCCACCAUGGAGGAUGGGGCACGGCGCCGAAGCGGUUCCGAGAAAGGCCCAGAUGGGCCAGAGGAGCCUGCAGGGGAUGCUGUAGCCCUCAAGAAGGAGAUUGGUCUGGUCAGCGCCUGUGGCAUCAUUGUGGGUAACAUCAUUGGCUCAGGGAUCUUCGUCUCGCCCAAGGGCGUGCUGGAGAAUGCUGGCUCCGUGGGGCUGGCCCUGGUGGUCUGGAUUGUCACGGGGCUUAUCACCGCGGUAGGGGCGCUAUGCUAUGCCGAGCUGGGUGUCACCAUCCCCAAGUCUGGCGGUGACUACUCCUAUGUCAAGGACAUCUUUGGAGGCCUGGCUGGGUUUCUCCGCCUGUGGAUCGCGGUGCUGGUCAUCUACCCCACCAACCAGGCAGUUAUUGCGUUGACUUUUUCCAACUACGUGCUGCAGCCGCUCUUCCCCACUUGCCUGGCACCCGAGACUGGGCUGCGCCUCCUGGCUGCUGUAUGCCUCUUGCUGCUCACCUGGGUGAAUUGUGCCAGUGUGCGCUGGGCCACACGAGUUCAGGACAUCUUCACAGCUGGGAAGCUCCUGGCCCUAGGGCUCAUCAUCGUCAUGGGCAUCGUGCAAAUCUGCAGGGGUGAGUACUUCUGGCUGGAACCACACAACGCCUUUGAGUUCUUCCAGACGCCUGAUGUGGGGUUGGUGGCACUGGCCUUUCUGCAGGGUUCUUUCGCCUAUGGAGGCUGGAACUUCCUUAACUAUGUCACCGAGGAGCUCGUUGACCCCUACAAGAACCUGCCCCGUGCCAUCUUCAUCUCCAUCCCGCUGGUGACCUUUGUGUAUGUCUUCGCUAAUGUGGCCUAUGUCACCGCCAUGUCGCCUCAGGAGCUGCUGGCCUCCAACGCCGUUGCCGUGACCUUCGGGGAGAAGCUGCUGGGCGUCAUGGCCUGGAUCAUGCCCAUCUCUGUGGCCCUCUCCACCUUUGGGGGCGUCAAUGGGUCCCUCUUCACUUCUUCCCGGCUGUUCUUUGCGGGGGCCCGUGAGGGGCACCUGCCCAGCUUGCUGGCCAUGAUCCAUGUGCGGCGCUGCACCCCCAUCCCUGCCCUACUCUUCACUUGCGUGUCCACACUGCUGAUGUUGGUAACGAGUGACAUCUACACCCUAAUCAACUAUGUUGGCUUCAUCAACUACCUCUUCUAUGGUGUCACGGUAGCUGGGCAGGUCGUACUGCGCUGGAAGGCACCCAACAUGCCCCGCCCCAUCAAGGUGAGCCUGCUGUUCCCGGUGGUGUACCUGCUGUUCUGGGCCUUCCUGCUGGUGUUCAGCCUGUGGUCAGAGCCAGUGGUGUGCGGCAUCGGUCUGGCCAUCAUGCUCACCGGUGUGCCUGUCUACUUCCUGGGUGUCCACUGGCAGCACAAGCCUCCUGCCUUUCACGCCUUCGUGGAUGCCCUGACACGUGCCAGCCAGAAGCUGUGCCUGGUGGUGUACCCCCAGAUGGACGUGGGCAGCGCUGAGAGCCAGGAGCAACAGGAGCCCAUGUGCCAUGGUGGGGACCCUGAUGCUCCCCAGAACUAAGCACCCCCCUGGACUGCACCCCCAGCUGGGGCUGGAGCAGCUGGAUUUACCUUCCUCAGCCAGAGCUCCUGCCCCACAGCCUACUCCCCAGAGCCCUCUGCCCCUGGGAGCCUCCCCGCAAUCCCGGCCAACCAGUUCCACAGUGCCCCCACCAGCUACCACUCCUGCCCACACCCUUCCCAGUGCUCCCCCUGGGGCUGGAACAGCAGGAUCUACCCCCACCCCCCACCCCUAGACAGUGCUUCUGCCCCACAGCCCGCCCCCCAGCACCUGCUGGAGCAGCUGGGUCUACCUCCCAGCCAGCACUCCUGCCCCACAGCCCCUCCCCCCAGGUACCCCUGUUGGAAAUAAGGUGCCAAGACUUCCCCCCAGUUCCUGCCUCAUGGCCCUCAAGGCACCCAGUCCUGGGGUGACACAGGCCAUUGCUCCUGCCUCACAGCUCCCCACCCAGUGCCACCUGCUAGGGCUAGAGCAGCUGGAUCUAACCCCACAGCUAGCACUCCUGCCCCACAGCACCCUAGGCGUGGGCUGGUGGGGCUGAGAGCCCCCCUCUGAAUCGCAAUUGCCUUAUCCCCAAGGGGGGAAGAUCUUUGGAGGCCCCCAGUUAUUUGGGGGGGGGGGGGUCUUCACCCCCUAGCUCUGAUGGCCUUGUCUUUUUCAUGGUGUUUCUCUGUGUUUGGAUGACAAUAAAUGGAACCGAAGGUG
Alligator mississippiensis (American alligator) is the source of this 4000-nucleotide messenger RNA. RefSeq names its product solute carrier family 7 member 8 (gene SLC7A8). The transcript has 11 exons. NCBI's taxonomy places the organism in Eukaryota, Metazoa, Chordata, Crocodylia, Alligatoridae. The record is from RefSeq and is a predicted model, not a curated record. Gene Ontology annotation, cellular component: membrane. Bases 1748 to 3295 code for a protein of 515 amino acids. Gene Ontology annotation, biological process: amino acid transmembrane transport; neutral amino acid transport. Gene Ontology annotation, molecular function: L-amino acid transmembrane transporter activity; neutral L-amino acid transmembrane transporter activity.